UAAUGUGUUCAGUCGCUUUUUGUUUCGCACUCUAAAGGCAGUUUCUCAGAAUCAGGUGUCACUUCUGCGUCUUGGAGUCUUGUAGUGAGAAACACAUGCUAUCAGGAGUGAACAGACAUCUGUUGCAACACACAAACGCACCCACGCAUGCACGCUGCUGCAGAGAUGAACCCAAAUGUGUGUUCGCUUAGUUGCCAGACGCAACCCGGCUCUGGAUAGAAGAGCUUUGAAUAAGGUGGAUACGAGAUGUCAGUAAAGCUGAAAUUUGAUUGUCCGGCUGAUGGCGGAAUGGUGCAGAGAAGCCGUUCCUUUACUGGAGUAAAUGCACUCGGUGGCCGGAGACGACUUUCCUCGGCUCGUUGUUCUCUCCGCACAAAAGUCAUGGCAGGGAAAUCUCCCAGAAUUUCCUCUUCUAGCCGGAUGGGCAGUAGUGUCUGGGGUCAACAGCCUGAGCAGGUGGACAGAAUCUUCCAGGCCUUGAGAAAAGGACUCAAGGACUACUUGGAAAACCAUCAAACAGAGCUGGACUUCCUGUCAUCCCAGCAGAGAGACACAAAGAGGAACUCUAGACUGGCAUUUUUCUAUGACUUGGAAAAGGAGAUACGAGCCUUAGAGAGAUACAUACGACGUCUAGAGUUUCAGAUUAGUAAGGUAGAGGAACUGUAUGAGUCCUAUUGUAUCCAAUGGCGACUGCGCCAGGGGGCUUUGAACAUGAAGAGAGCGUUCUCCCUUUCUCCUUCUUCACGACAGUCUAGAGAGAGUUUACUGGAGCUGAAUCGUAACCACAGGCACAGUCUGGAGGACAUGUGUACAAUGGAAGGAGAACUGGAAAUCCUUUUGGGAGGACUACAAAUCAAAAUGAAAGGGUUGAUAGGCUUCGCUCGGCUUUGCCCAGGAGAUCAGUAUGAGGUGUUGAUCCGACUUGGCCGACAGCGAUGGAGAAUCAGAGGGCGGAUCCAGACGGAUGACAGACAGCUGUGGGAUGAAGAGGAGAUGGUUUUCCUCCCUCACAUCCAUGGGAACUUUGAGAUCAAGGUAACAGAGUUCAAGGGGUUGAGCUCCAUCCUGGUUGGCAUGGUGACGUGUAGAAGUGCAGAUUUUUUCACAGCACGACCGCAGAUGAUGGUUGUUGACAUUACAGAACUGGGAACCAUCAAGCUACAGCUGGAGGUGGUUUGGAAUCCAUUUGAUAGCAGUGAGGUGCGGCCCAUCACAGCAUCUGUCAGCCGCCAGUCGAUCCACAGUAGGAAAGGAUCUGUAUAUAGCUGGACACCUCCUAACUCACCCAGUUUCACAGAGAAAUACUUUUUAUCUAUGAUGCGUCAGCUACAGGAUGCAGAUGGUUCUUUCUCCAUUGGCUCUCGUGAAUCCAGGGGUGUGUCUUUAAUUAGCUACCUGGCUGACUCCACCCAGGCCCUCAGUCCUCCAGCCUAUGAGAGGACAGGCAUUCAACCGCCCACGCCCCACUUAGCUCCAGACACCAAAUUACAGGACGAUGAUGUACUGAAGACGCCUCCAGGAGAUGCAGAAGAGAGCGUGGAAUGGCCUUCAGAGACAGAGACACCUUCCCCCAGUUCUGCAGGAAGCAAGAGAGACUCCAUAUUCCUUUUUCACCGUUACAGCACACCUGACAUCUUGCGGCAGAAUGGAGAGGUGACCACAAGCACAGGUGAGGGAGAGGUAGUGAGAACAACUGAAGAGGAUACCUCAUUCAAUCAGGGACUUGAAGGGAGAUUCCCAGUGAAAGACAGAGGAUUGAACAGAGCCCAGAGGAGAGCUGUGAUGAAGAGAGUUACUUCACUGCUAGAGGAUAUGCAUGCAGCACUGCAGGAGAUGAGCAAUGCAGAGACUGAGUUAAAGAAACUAGAUCUGCAGAUACGGCAACUACAUGAGGUCUUGAAGAAGGACCUUGAGCCUCCUCAGAUGCCUUCAUGUGAAACACUAGCAGUAGAGGAAGAGGAAGUGCUGGGCAGUUUCGAUUUCCUCUCUACUGAUUUUAAUGAGGAUCAAACCUCAUGCAUGGGUAGCGUCCGACAAAGGAACAAUAGGAUUGGUUCAUUCCAUGAGAACACCUCAGAAGACAUCGAGAGAGGACAAAACCAACAGAGAGGAGACAAUGCAUUGAAGGCAUUACUCAGUACAGGGGUCUACAGUCUGGAUCAAGCUCUAGAAACUCACCUUAGUAUAUGCACUAUUUUGUUGAGGGCUCUGAAGUGUUCUGACUCUGAUCUUGUGCAUAAAGAGAUCAUGGAGGAGCUUUCACGUCAAGUUGAUGUGCUGGACAAAAUCAGUACUCUGUCACAGAGGACGACAGAUGAGAUUUCAGCGAACGAGUUGUUGUGUGGAGCUCCUAAGAGGAUUGCAAUAUUUUGGAAGGAGUGCAGUGAGAGUGACACGCUUUUCUGCUGCUCCACCGAUGACUUUCUCAGGACACUGCGCAAACAUUACAUACACAAAGUCAAAGCCAAACAGCCUGGACAGCCAGAUGCAGUGUUUGGUCAGUUGCUGCAUCAGGUUCAGUCCAGUUGCAUGAUGGUAUCAGUGACUCAGUGCACUACAGACAGAGUCACUGUGUUUCAGCUGUUAGUCUACCUCAACAGAUGGAGUAUAACUGACUUUGGAGAGCAUAUCUCUAUCCUCUCUAAAGAAGUGUAUCUGAUAGCCUGUCUGGAAAGUCCCAAGAGGAGACGUGCCCUGAAGAAGCUGAAAGGGAAACGGAUCUCUGAGCUGCAGCCAACGGGACACACACUUCAUCUGUUGGCCAAACUACAAACAGACGCUAAUCACAAGGUGGCCUCUGCAGUCACUUCCUGUCUCAACAGAGCCUCUCGAUCCAAAUCCUUCAGGGCAAAGGCAGUGGUUCACUACACAGAUCUGUUGAAAAACAGCAAAACACAAGUGCAACAUGAAGCCUGUUUGGCUCUCAAAUGUCUGAAGGCCUCAGAGAGUGCAGAGCAGGUGGCCGAGCUGUGGCGUUCAUCAGAUGAAGACCUGAGGAACGCCGCACGGGAGACCAUACUGUCCUUUGGUAAGAAAGGCCAUAUGGCAUUUCAGCGUAUGGACCAGAUCUAUGAGCUACAAGAGGAGGUCUAUAAGAACUUGGAAACAGAAAUCACAAUCUUAUAGAAACACCAGAAACUCAUUUGACUUUAUCUGAUUGGAUGGUGCUCAGGCUGGUUUUGAUUAAACACAUUCCAUAUGUGUGCUUGUACGUAUAUUACCUGGUAUUUAAUAUGCAUUUUAAGAAUUAUUUACAUUUUGUGUUAUUUUAACUGAAGUGAAAUAUUUAUGAAUAAACUGUUCUAUAUUAUAUAUGUAUGAUAUAUAGCAUAAAAUGUAUUAACAAUACAUGUAAAUAUCAGCUCUUAGAGUUGCUCAUUAAUUAAAGCAACAACUAAUCUGUUUUGAUGGCUGUUUAGUUAUAAUUUCAACCUAUGCGAGGUCCAAAAAAUUAAUCGGUCAUGACUAUAAACCUCUAUAUCCUACCAUUUUGAUCAAUUUGCAUAAUAUUUCCUUUUACAUUUCCAAGGAGUCCAAUUCAUGUUCUGUUUUUGUGCAUCUAACAAGUAUGUGAAUCAAACACACGUUUGUUGUGAAACCAUAGUGAUAAUACAGGAAAAUGAAAACUAUGGGAAUAAAAAUCAUAAUUUUGUGGUUAUGGUUUUACUAUACAAAUAACAUAGUUAAAUUAUGGUAACUGGGGUCAAACCAUGGCUUUACUAUAUGCAACCAUGAUAGU
Messenger RNA from Xyrauchen texanus (razorback sucker), 3739 nucleotides. Its product is annotated as RIPOR family member 3-like. The transcript has 23 exons. Bases 247 to 3126 code for a protein of 959 amino acids. Lineage: Eukaryota; Metazoa; Chordata; Actinopteri; Cypriniformes; Catostomidae. The record is from RefSeq and is a predicted model, not a curated record.